AUGUCCAACACCAAUUAUCCAAGGGAGGUGUUCUUUUUCAACCCUUUUGGUAGCACCAAGAGGAAUAACAGGAUAGAAGUUUCUGAUUGGCCUACUUGCCAUAUCAUAGCAUUAACUUUUCCGUUUCCGCCAACGAGCUCAGAUUGGUCUGUGUUUGGAAUCUUUCAUUGUGUUCAAUAUCCAGACAAAUUCACUGUUGGGCGCAUUGAGAAUGGGAAAAAGCCGUAUUGGACCUUUCAUUUUUUCUCAAACCCUUAUAAGUUUCAAGUUUGUAGUAAUACCCUAGCUUACCACAAUGACCGAUACUAUUGCUUAGAUAUGAAGGGACGUCUAGCUAUAUUCUUCAAAGAUCCCGAUGGAAUUGAAAUGAAAGUAACAUGGAUUGAUGAAUCUACAGGCAUCAGAUUUAUAGGUUUGAAAUCGAGAUUGCUGAAUCGGAGCUUCUUAGCGCCCGGAGAUGAUGGAGAAAUUUUUGCAGCAGUUAUUAGCCAUCGUGAUCCCGAAGUUCCAGUUUACAAGUUCGACUAUUUACAAACUAUGUGGAUUCCAGUCGAAAACCUAAGAGAUACGAUGCUCUUUGUUAGCGAAAUUGCGUCUUUCGUGGCAAAAGCACCUAUCUGCUCACAUAUGGGUAACAAGAUUUAUUUUCCGAAAUUUUAUCGCAAAAAUGGCGUGUUCUAUUCCUUACACACCAAGAAAUAUCACUUGUAUAAUGGUCGGUUUGUUGAUGAGAAACCAUACAGGUUAGACAAUAUGGCUAUGGGGACUUGGAUCCAACCAUCUUGUCUUGUUUAA
This is a messenger RNA of Oldenlandia corymbosa var. corymbosa, 795 nucleotides long. The record is from the annotation of a GenBank genome assembly. NCBI's taxonomy places the organism in Eukaryota, Viridiplantae, Streptophyta, Magnoliopsida, Gentianales, Rubiaceae.